GUGAUUGGCUGUUCAGUACCAGACACGCCCUCCAUCAAGCAUCGACGCCAAAGCCCCGGGUGAAUGUCAUUGAGGUGAGAGCCUGCAGAAGGACUGGAGAGGACAGUCUUGUGAGCUGCAUGAGAAAGACCAUGGAAGAAUGUUAUGGGGAGAAGAGCGUGGCCUUGGGGGGAACUUUCGUCAUACAGAAGGGGAAGGCAAAGAUCCAUAUCAUGCCGUUUGAAUUCUCCGCCUGCCCUCUAAACUCCAUUGAGGACGUGAGUAACUGGCUCAGACAUUUUGAAGUCAGUGCUCCACUGAUCUUUCAAACUGUCAUGGUGUCCCGAGACCCAGGUCUUGACCUGAGAGUGGAGCAUACGCAUGGCUUCAGUCACCAUGGUGAGGGGGGCCAUUACUACAUAGACACCACCCCAAACACAGUGGAGUACCUGGGAUACUUCCUGCCCGCUGAGUUUAUCUACCGUAUCGACCGACCCACAGAGACACACAAUAUUGGCCAGGAUUAAAGUAUUGACAGUUUAUAUUUGUUUUUGCAUUUAAUAAGCUAUAAUUAAUUGUGCCCUGUUUACCAGGAGCACUUUAUAUUGAUGAAUAGUAAAUAAAUAAAAUACGUAUUGAGCGAUUUGAGCAGUUUUCACAAUGCAAUCAAUCUCUCUACAUUUUGUACUACUUGAUGGUCAAGCCAUUUCAAUUAGCAA
Molecule: messenger RNA, 698 nt
Organism: Sinocyclocheilus grahami
Lineage: Eukaryota; Metazoa; Chordata; Actinopteri; Cypriniformes; Cyprinidae
Product: ester hydrolase C11orf54 homolog
Exons: 4
Coding region: 120-506 (128 amino acids)
Cellular component (GO): nucleus
Molecular function (GO): zinc ion binding; hydrolase activity, acting on ester bonds
Source: RefSeq, a predicted model, not a curated record